This is a messenger RNA of Megalobrama amblycephala (Wuchang bream), 2642 nucleotides long. RefSeq names its product bone morphogenetic protein receptor, type IBb (gene bmpr1bb). Gene Ontology annotation, biological process: protein phosphorylation; dorsal/ventral pattern formation; BMP signaling pathway. Bases 422 to 2068 code for a protein of 548 amino acids. The record is from RefSeq and is a predicted model, not a curated record. Lineage: Eukaryota; Metazoa; Chordata; Actinopteri; Cypriniformes; Xenocyprididae. Gene Ontology annotation, cellular component: plasma membrane; signaling receptor complex. Gene Ontology annotation, molecular function: transforming growth factor beta receptor activity, type I; SMAD binding; ATP binding. The transcript is spliced from 14 exons.
UGGAGCCACACACACACACACACACUCACACACACAUACUGAAGGAAAGAAAACCAGCUUUCCUCCUUGAGUUGGGCAGAAGGAGUCCGUUUAAUCUCACAGAACAAACCGCAUCGAGUAAUUCUUCGCUAAAUGUUUCUAUGUUCCGCGGACACGCGCGCGAGGAGCUGAUGAAGCUUUCUGACGGACUUUAGAGGCUCGUGAAUGAAGAUGUUGAGAGAUCUGAACGUCAUAAAUUCAUAAGGAGCUUCAUUCAUCAGACUGAGGUGUGUGAAGGGUGGAAGGUCAGAUGAUCAGGGCGGGACGACAGGCUGAGACGCUCUGAGCCGCUCGACACGUCCGCAGACAGACAGACAGACGCAGGCCGGCCGUCAGUGCGGAGUAACUGUGGAGGGAGCAGCGUGCGUGUACGUGUGUUUCCAUGCCCUGGUCGCGCGGGCAGGCGGCUCGAGUCUCAGGGAUGGAGCUUCAGGUUCGGACGGGGACCCGCUGGAUGCCACUGCUGGUUCUGCUGGGAGUGAUGUGUCUGCGCUCGUCCGCUCAGGCGAACGUGCUGGACACCAUGUUACAGAGGAAUUCUGGGAAGGUGACGGCGGGCGGCAGUAAAGAGAGCAGCGGCAGCGCGGCACCUGUGACUCCAGAGAGGAUGUUGUUGUGUCAGUGUAACCAUCACUGUCCUGAAGACUCCACCAACAACACCUGCAGGACUGAUGGCUACUGCUUCACUAUGGUGGAGGAAGAGGAGGGCGGCUCUCCAGUGCGCACGUCUGGCUGUCUGGGUUUAGUGGGCUCAGAGUUUCAGUGCAGGGACACUGGGAACGCUCGUCUGAGGAGGAUCCUGGAAUGCUGCACAGAGCAGAAUUACUGUAACCAGGAUCUCCACCCGACGCUGCCUCCGCUCAAGAGACCCGAUCUGGACAGCAGCAUCCAUCAGGUGGCUCUGCUCAUCUCAGUGACGGUCUGCUGUAUCAUUCUGGCCCUCGUCAUCAUAUUCUGCUACUACAGAUACAAGCGGCAGGAGACGCGUGCGCGCUACAGCAUCGGUCUGGAGCAGGACGAGACCUUCAUUCCCGCUGGAGAGUCUCUGAAGGAUCUGAUUGAACAGUCUCAGAGCUCCGGCAGUGGAUCAGGACUCCCUCUGCUGGUGCAGCGAACCAUCGCCAAGCAGAUCCAGAUGGUGAAGCAGAUCGGGAAGGGCCGUUACGGCGAGGUGUGGAUGGGCCGCUGGAGGGGCGAACGCGUCGCCGUCAAGGUCUUCUUCACCACGGAAGAGGCCAGCUGGUUCAGAGAGACCGAGAUCUACCAGACCGUCCUGAUGAGACACGAGAACAUCCUGGGAUUCAUCGCGGCAGAUAUAAAGGGCACGGGCUCGUGGACGCAGCUGUAUCUGAUCACAGACUAUCACGAGAACGGCUCGCUGUACGACUACCUCAAAUCCACCACGCUGGACACCAAAGCGCUGCUGCGUCUGGCGUACUCGGCCGUCUCCGGCCUCUGCCACCUGCACACGGAGAUCUUCGGCACGCAGGGCAAACCGGCCAUCGCUCACCGAGACCUGAAGAGCAAAAACAUCCUGGUGAAGAAGAACGGCAGCUGCUGCAUCGCUGACCUGGGGCUCGCCGUCAAGUUCAUCAGUGACACUAAUGAAGUGGACAUCCCGCCCAACACUCGGGUCGGUACCAAACGCUACAUGCCUCCGGAGGUCCUGGACGAGAGCUUGAACCGCUGCCAUUUCCAGUCCUACAUCAUGGCCGACAUGUACAGCUUCGGCCUGAUCCUGUGGGAGAUGGCCAGGAGAUGCGUGUCCGGCGGGAUUGUGGAGGAAUAUCAGCUGCCGUAUCAUGAUCUGGUGCCGACGGACCCGUCCUACGAGGACAUGAGGGAGGUGGUGUGUAUCAAGAGACAGAGACCCUCGUUUGCAAACCGCUGGAGCAGCGAUGAGUGUCUGAGGCUGAUGGGUAAACUGAUGACCGAGUGUUGGGCUCACAAUCCGGCCUCUCGUCUGACCGCCCUGCGGGUGAAGAAGACGCUCGCCAAGAUGUCCGAGUCUCAAGACAUUAAACUGUGACACUCACGUCCGUCCUGAGAGUCCGAGCGGAUUUAUCCUGCUUUCUGUGAAAGCUCACGCAGCCGCCUGCCGGACAGAGACACGAGUGGACAAACUCUGAUCAACUGUCACUGACAAUCUAACGCAAUGAACCCAUAACACACUUCAUGGGACUCAAUCUGUAUCUCAAUCUUUAAAUAUUCAUGAAGGCUUUUUAUGAUGACAAAACAAACCAAACGAUUCAAUGAAAUGCAUUUUCAAACCCUGAACAGUGUCCAACAUUGAAAAUGAAACAUCAUAUUCUUCAGAAGACAAAUGCAGCACCAGGUUUACCGUCCAGUCGUUUCAUUGCUCUGAGAACCGCUGAAAUACAUCCUUGUAAAAUAUGAAUGUAAAUAUUGAAUGUCAUGAGUAACAGAAAAAUGAUUUCUUGUGUCACAUGAACGUUUGUACAGGAUGUUUUGUUUCAUGUUGACUUGUGCCUUAUUUAACAAACAUGUAAAAGUUUAAUAUUUGAUAGUUCUGUGUAAAUGGAGUGAAAAAUAAAUGUACGUGUUUAACAUUCCCCUCCUUUAAUAAAGUGAACUCAAAUCUA